UGUUCUUUUUCAGACACCGUAAUACGACGCACAAACGCUGGCUGGGGCGAAGCAAACAAACAUGUCGGAAUUCUUAGACGACCCGUCUGUUCUCACUAAAGAAAAACUAAAGAGUGCACUUCUGGCCAAUAAUGUCUCUCUUCCUAAUGGCGAACAGAAAAAGGACGUUUAUGUUCAACUGUAUCUGAAAAAUCUGACGGCGCAAAACAAGAAAAAAAGCGCCCCUCCAGAAGCUUUCUCCAGCGACGAGGAAUUGCCAGCCCCCGUGGUCUCUAACAGAAGCCGAUCAGGCAGGAAAGCCACGAGAAAAACGGACAAGCCUCGGCCAGACGAGGUGGACGUGCUGGAGCUGAGUGAUGAAGACCUGAGGGAGCAGCUGCAAAAGUACGGCAUCAGCGUCGGCCCAAUCGUGGCCUCCACCCGUAAGCUGUAUGAGAAGAAACUGCAGAAGCUGCUUGACGAGGGGCCUCCUGAGGCCGUAGCGCCCCCUGUGGCCAUCACAGAGACAGACGGAAACCACAACGGAAGCACAGAGUUCGACCAUUACAGUGACAAAGAGGAAGAGACGGCAGCACCGGAACCAGAACCCGAGCCGGAACCUGCCCCGGUGGUGGUGGAGAGGCCAUUGAGGAGCAGAGGCAAGACCCCAGUCACAACUCGCGCCAGGAGCAGCCAGCACAACAGACGUGUAGCGCCGGUAGAGGAAAAACCACAGUUGUUGGAUGAGGAAGAGGAUGAGGAAGAGCCGAGGCUGAACAUUAAGAGGAGUUUCCGGCGUGCUUCCACUCUGCUUGAACUGGCCAUGAUUGCCAGCGACGACAUCGACUUCCCUGACUUCCCGCUAUCUCCGGUAAAACCCCAUGUUGGGGAAUGGAGAACAGAACUAAGUGAAGUCCUAUUGAUGGACAAAACUUUCAAAAGUCCACCAGUUGAGUCCUACACCAUGGGUUCUACUAUGCCCUACAGGCCAGCUCAGGAGAAUGGGACUUUCCAGAAGGUGAGAGACCCCCAAACCGUCCAACCUUCUGCAAGAACUGGGAACAACCACCAGAACAGCUCGUCUUCACGGCAAAAGGACAAGCGUGGAGGAACCUUCACUGGCUCCACUGACUCUCUGACCAAGGUUCCUGUUGUCUACCUUCAUGAUAUUUCUCACACUAAGGCCAAACUUCCGGAUCCCAGACCGCCGGUGGUAAUCAAACCAUCUGAGCCCUCAGUCUUUGCUGAUGCCAUUGAAGGCUCUCAGCACUACACUGCAGGUCACCUCAUCUCCUCCAUUACCAGUGUAGGGUCAUGUCACGAGGACUCCUCUGCUCCCCCGUCCACUAGACAGGGCUCAGCGUCCGGUCAGCCAAGACAUCGCAAGACGCAAGUGUCCCAGACAAUCGAACAGGUAAGCAAGGAGUCUACUACAGAGGUCCAUAAAGUGGAUGGCCGACAGAAGAAAAUCACCCCCUUCCUCUUCCCCAUGACCCCAUUGAGGGGCCAGAGUGAUAGUCCCUCAAAGACAGGGAUAGAGAAGGUGUCCACAGUGGAAACCCCUAAAGCAGAUGCCAGGGACAUGCUGAAGGAGAUGUUCCCCAAUGAUGUCAACACCCCAACUGGCAUUAGCGCCACUUGCAGACGACCAAUCCGUGGGGCCGCCGCACGGGCAGGAAUAUCGACCGACUCCUGGCUGGAUGACUCGCGUCUUCGGCUGACGGAAACCAACUACUCCUCCUCCUCCUCUUCGUACGUGGAGUCCCGGCCGUCCACACGCCUCCUCUCGUCUCCACUGCCUGCGUCCACCUAUUCCUCGGCCAGUACCCUGCGGCAGGCGCCCGCCUCAGUCCUCACCGCCAGGGCGCCCAUCAGUGGUGUGCCAGCGCGUCGUCGCCGCUGGCUGCCCGUCUGGGCGCAGGUUCUGGUGUUUGGCGUGCUGGCUGGCUUCCUCUUCCUCGUCUACCAGGCCAUGGAGACCAACGAGAGCAACCCGUUUGGCUUCCUCGCGCAGCAGGCCGAAGAAGCACCUGCAGGGCAGACCAGCAAGUGAAGCCGUCGUCACGUGCGCGCGCACACACACAAACGAACACACACACAAACAAACACACACACACACACACACACUCAGCCCGCCACAACCGCCUCCAAAGUCCACCUGAUGCACCCCAAACACAACUCCAUUCCCACCCCAUCCCAAUCCGCCCCCCCCCCCCCCCCCAUUUCUCGUCCCACCGAUCUUCAUCUCAACUGUCCAUCCUUCUUUCCUCAUUCUUGACAGUGACAUUUCCUUCCACUCCUCCCCUCCGCAUCCAUCCAAACAAACGUCUUAGCCGCCAUUGGAAGAUGCUGUUCUUCCCCGACUUGUCCUCAAAAAGUUUUUGUUUGUUUGUUGCCCCCCCCCCCCCACCCCCCCCCCAACAUCUCCCACUGGACUGAGACAGACUGAAUCCUGACCCUCCAGCUCCCUCCGCUCCCUUCAGCUCCUGCUAGAUCACAGAUCUGACAUGUACGCACACCUUAACUCGCACGUUUGUGUGUGUGUGUAUAUGUGGGAGUGUGCUUGAGUGCAUAUGACCAAGGGAGGGGGGGGGGGAGGAGGAAGAAAUGCAUUUCUCACCAUCAGGGUCUCUAAAUUGGAUCCUACUGUCUUUGGUGCUUCCCCCGUGAGACAAAGCUGUCAGUUACCAUGUUCAGGACAAAUUCAGCAAAAGCUGAAGGAAUUGCAAUUCGCUCUGUUUGUCUCUUGCCAGCACAGAUAGUCUGCUGCAUCUGUCGGACACUCCUUGAUUAUAAUUCACUUGCGAUACUUACAAAGGCCCAAUUAAGUUUUUUUUCUGAAGGCCAUGUAUUUAAAUAAUAUAUAAAUAUAUACAUUGUUGAAAUAAUAAAGUCUGUGUUUUCAGUAAAGUGUUUGUCAUGUAACCAGGAAGGAUCAGUUAUUCAUGUCUUCUGGCCCCAGGAGUUGCCUCUUGAUCACCUCAUCAUGUGAACACACAAAAAAAAUUCAAACUGCACCAAGAUGUCCGAAAGAUAAACGCAGAGUUGAUAAUUGACUGACCUUUAUACUGUAUUUUCUGUUUAGUUUUUUUUUCCCCUGAAAUUAUUUUUAUUUCUAUUGAUUGAGUAAAAGCAGUCUUGUCAGAGUACUCUUGAUAUUAAACCAGGUGUACUCUCCACAAGUGUAUUGGGUAACAAUUAUUUUUUAAUGCUUUGGGGUUUGCUUUGUUUGUUUUGAUAUGUCAGCAGAUUGCAAUUUAUGAAUUUCUGCAAUAUUUUUAUACAAUGUUCAAUUACAAAUGCCAAGUUUUAUUAUGAUUAAUGGCUAAUCACAGAAUUGAUGGAUUUAGUUGCAACUGAAGCAGGGUCGUGGACCUCACUCAUUGUCAGAAAAACAUGAAAAAGCAAAAGUAAGCCAUUGAAUCAUCUGACAAAAUGUCAAUUCAAACGUAUUUAUUUGGUGGUACACUAGCCCAAACCAUGGGCAAGACGUGAGUGUGUGGUGGAUUUUUUUUUUAAUGCUUGGUGGAUUUUUUUUUUUUUUUUUUAAUUUUUUUUUUUUUUUUUUUUUUUUCGUAUUGUAGUCUGUCCUGUAUAAUUUGUAGAAAUCAUAAUAAAAUUGUUAAUUUCAUGAUUUA
This is a messenger RNA of Alosa sapidissima (American shad), 3617 nucleotides long. It is a transcript of the gene tmpoa, whose product is annotated as thymopoietin a. The record is from RefSeq and is a predicted model, not a curated record. Lineage: Eukaryota; Metazoa; Chordata; Actinopteri; Clupeiformes; Clupeidae. Bases 62 to 2032 code for a protein of 656 amino acids. Gene Ontology annotation, molecular function: DNA binding. The transcript has 13 exons.